Molecule: messenger RNA, 1795 nt
Organism: Anguilla anguilla (European eel)
Lineage: Eukaryota; Metazoa; Chordata; Actinopteri; Anguilliformes; Anguillidae
Product: guanylyl cyclase-activating protein 2-like
Exons: 4
Coding region: 152-709 (185 amino acids)
Biological process (GO): visual perception
Cellular component (GO): photoreceptor inner segment; cone photoreceptor outer segment
Molecular function (GO): calcium sensitive guanylate cyclase activator activity; calcium ion binding
Source: RefSeq, a predicted model, not a curated record
UACGGUUCACUAUUAGUGAGCCAGUACACUUCGCUGCGUGGAGCCGGAGCAGUGAGGAAGAUGCUACGCGGUGGCGUUUUACAAAUGCGUCGUUUUAAAGAAAAAUGCGGGGAAUUCGUUGUGUUUGCGCCAGAAAGAAUGUGAAACGACUAUGGGGCAAUCCGAAAGCGGCGAACAAGAGGUGGACAUGUCACAAAUUCAAGAACUGUAUGCGACUUUCAUGCAAGUAUGCCCCAGCGGCACUUUACAUUUGCAUGAGUUCAGGAAAAUCUUUGGGAUACAAAGUACGUCAGAAGAGGAAUCGUUGUACAUUGAGACGAUAUUCCGUUCAUUUGAUACCAACAGGGACAACGCGAUAGACUUCAUGGAGUACGUGGCUGCGCUGCACCUUGUACUACGGGGGAAACUGGAGGACCGACUACGGUGGUCUUUUAAAGUCUACGACAGAGACGGGAAUGGACGGUUAGACCGGAGUGAAGUAAAGCACAUUAUACGGAUCAUUUAUAAAAUAAAGCAGACAGACACCAACAUGACUCCAGCUGAAGUUUGCGACAGAAUCUUUGAACUUGUCGACAAAAAUAAGGAUGGUCAGAUUUCAUUGUCUGAGUUCAUGGAGGGUGCCCAGAAAGACCAGUGGCUCAUGGACCUGCUCAAACUGGAUGUGAAUGCCAGCGGCUGGUUCAUAAAAAACUGGAAAAAGAAAUCAUGAACCUCAAAAAAUGCUGCUCUCAAUUUAAAAGAUUUUUUACAGCCCCUCAUGUGGUGACUCCCUGAGGGAGACUUGUGAAGGAUGCUUUGGCAAGGGGCUCGGCAGAGCUUCCAUGCUGGAAUUGGCUGAUCCUUCCUGGAGUACAGGCCUCUCUGUGUGGUGACGGGUUUUUCCAUACCAUAAGUGUGUGGGUGUGGCUUGGAGGAAUUGUGGGUAAACAGAAUACUGAUGUGAUUUUGACAAUAGAAUGUCUUGCCAGCAGUACGUGUCACUACUCAGUCACUACUGAAUAGUCAAAUAUUUUGUGUAUGGUAAGAGGAUCCCUGAUACAACUUAAUCAUGAUCUAAUAAUAUUAUGUACAUUUUAUAAUGUUGAUUUUAUUUUAUGUUUUUGUUUUCAUUGAUAAGGCGGACAUUUUAGAAUAUAUUUUUGAUACGUAUCAUUAUUUGUUUAUUUAUUGUAUUUAUUUUCAGUGUCGCACAGCAUUUGGGCACGACGAAUAACAACCAGAUGAAAAUGGGCAAAAGAAAAUUGGAACUUUUUGCCAAAUUGAGCCUUUUUACCAAGAAACUUUAAAGACCUUUUGCUCACUACAGCAUGUCGGAAAUGAUUUUAAAUAUUCUUUAACGAAGAAGAAAAAUGCUAAUGGAUGCCUUGUAUGGGGACCAGAAAGGAUAGCUUGUUUGUGAUUCAUUUGAAGAGUUUGAACAACUCAACGAUCCACAGUUAGUGCUGAGUGACAAACAUGUCAGUAGUGAACUGCCAGUUGCGAUGAGUAGUUUCAAGCUGAGCAUUUUUUUAAAUAUUCAAAACCUGUAAAUUCUGUUACAGUAAUGAAUUCAUUUUGCUAACAUAUUAGAAUUAUUCAGUUUGGCCAGAAAUGUUAAAUGAUGAGUUUUUGUAUUGUCACUGCUGAAAAGUAGAAUAAUGGUUUCAUUAAGCAUACAGGCGAUUCAUUUUUAGCAGUGGAAGCCUUAAGGGCUGUCUACUGUAAUGGCAGAAUUCACACACAUAGUAACUGUGGACAUGCCACAGACUUGCACACUGCUUGUGAUUUCAUGACUCUAUGGAUAUUAUUUAUGUUC